UGCUCGUCAUCCGCAAACAUCCAAGCAUCGGGUCAGACCAGGAGCCAGGUCGCAGUCUGACUCGGGGACACCAGGGUUAGCCUAUCGAAAGUCUCAUUCCUGAAGACGACGACGACGACGACAUCUGCAAAGCCACCGUAUCGAUCAGUAUGAGGAGGCUUCCCCGCGUGGCGUCCGCAGUCGGCCGUCGACAGCUUCAGCCAUUCCCAUUCCACUGCUCACGAGCUUCUCCCAUCACUGCUAUAGCUCCCCAUAGAGAAUUUACGUCCCUAGGAUUCCGUCUAUUACCCUCUGAUUUUCACCGCUCCGAUUUCACAAGUCAACCGUUCACUGGAAGCUAUGAAGCUGGCCUCCCAACUUCCGGUCCCCUGGGGUCCGCCCCCGCCUUUGGCACCCCAAGGUUAACACCACGAAUGUUGAAGCAGUAUCUCGAUCAGUAUGUGGUUGGGCAGGACAGGGCGAAGAAGAUUCUCAGUGUGGCCGUUUACAAUCAUUACCAGCGUAUAAUGGAGCUGCAGCGACAGGACGAGGCUGCUGCGGAGUUGAUGGCGCAGAGGGAGAGACGAGCGUCGGUGGAAGCUCAUCCAAUGGAGAGCGAGUUCCCCGGCCAGCAGCGAACAGUCCACAUUCGGCCUCCACCACGAGAGCCUGACCACCAUCCAUUCGGACAGUCACCUUUGACUGAUGAGUCCCCAGUGCAGCUUGAAAAGUCAAACAUACUCUUACUUGGACCAUCUGGUGUCGGCAAGACGCUGAUGGCCAAGACCCUAGCCCGGGUCCUGGAUGUACCAUUCAGCAUGUCUGACUGCACCCCGUUCACUCAAGCUGGAUACAUCGGCGAGGAUGCCGAAGUCUGUGUCCACCGACUACUUGCCGCCGCUAAUUACGACGUUGAAAAGGCCGAACGAGGGAUAAUCUGCCUCGACGAGAUUGAUAAAAUAGCGACUGCCAAGGUCAGCCACGGGAAGGAUGUCAGCGGUGAAGGCGUUCAACAAGCUCUCCUCAAAAUCAUUGAGGGGACCACAAUCCAAGUCCAAGCAAAACCAGAGAGACACUCAUCCAGGCCCGCGGGAGGUGCUCCCCCCGGAUCAUUUCCUCCAGGAGGCAUGCCUGGUGCUGGUUACUCCUCCAGCGCCUCAGGCGGACCCUCCCCACCCUCAAAGGGCGAGGUAUACAACGUACGAACCGACAACAUCCUCUUCAUCUUCUCCGGGGCCUUUGUCGGGCUCAACAAAGUCGUAAUGGACCGGGUCUCCAAGGGCUCCAUGGGCUUUGGACAGCCCGUGCGAGCAUCCUCUGGUUCCUCUGGCGACGGCCAUUACAACCCAUCCAUACCAAACCAACCUCCAGUCCCCAUCCUGCCAGGUUCCGAGGAAGAAGCAUUGUACAAAAAACACCUCCCGUUCUUCACUUCUGCAACGCCAGCUUCCUCUCACGGGGACCCCAUCUACUUCAACCCCCUCGACCUCCUCACCCCUACCGACCUCCAAAACUUCGGCUUCAUCCCCGAACUCGUGGGCCGAAUACCCGUCACCACGGCCCUUUCCCCCCUCAGCCACAGCCUCCUCCUUCGCAUCCUCACCGAACCACGCAACUCGCUCAUCACACAAUACGAAACCCUCUUCGACCUCUCCGGCAUAAAACUCAGCUUCACGACCGCGGCACUCCACAAAAUCGCCUCCAACGCAAUCGCCAUGGGCACCGGUGCACGCGCCCUGCGCACAGAGCUAGAAACGCUCCUCUCGGACCCGAUGUUCGAAGGACCGGGGUCAUCCGUCAAAUUCGUGCUCGUGACCGAGAACGUGGCAGUUCGGAACGAAAAACCCAUCUACCUCGGGCGCGGCCAUGGCAGUCGGUUCCAUUCUAUGAUUGCUGCCGAGGAGAGCGAGUGGGAGGCUCGACAGCAAAAGCGCGCUGAGAGUAAUAGUAAUGAUAAGGUGUCUAGCUUUGCCGAGUAUCGGAAAAGUGCAACUACUGGUCAGUAGACAUUGUCAACUAUUUUGGGUUGCACCGACGCGCUGUUUGGAUGUUCAUUGUAUAUAUAUAUAUAUUGCUACGUUGCUAAGCGGGUCUUGCUUUUAUGAUAACAGCGGGUAUGGGAUAUGAAAAUUAUGCUUAUAUAUAUAU
This is a messenger RNA of Talaromyces proteolyticus, 2127 nucleotides long. RefSeq names its product putative ATP-dependent Clp protease. Gene Ontology annotation, molecular function: ATP binding; ATP hydrolysis activity. Bases 150 to 1985 code for a protein of 611 amino acids. NCBI's taxonomy places the organism in Eukaryota, Fungi, Ascomycota, Eurotiomycetes, Eurotiales, Trichocomaceae. The transcript is spliced from 2 exons. Gene Ontology annotation, cellular component: mitochondrial matrix. Gene Ontology annotation, biological process: proteolysis; protein catabolic process. The record is from RefSeq and is a predicted model, not a curated record.